UAGUUUAUUUAUAAACAGUCUGUAGUCGAUAUAAGUUAUCUACAACCAAGAAUUUUCGAUUGGAUUUAUUUUAAUGUUUAAAAAAAAAAUAUUGUGAAUAUAUAUAUAUUGAUUUACGUUAUCUUACCUAUUAUAAUUUCUUGAAAUUACCUACUUCAAAAAUAAAAUAUAAUCUUAAGAACAACAAAACAAAAUAUGAUUGACGAAGAAAUCCAAUACGAUGUAAAAGUGAUAAAUGCAUUUAAGAGAUAUGGAGAACAUAAUGUUUUCAAUGGUUUGAACAUGAAUGUGUCGUCAGGUUCUAUCUAUGGUCUUUUGGGCCCGAGUGGUUGUGGUAAAUCGACACUUCUUCAAUGUUUAAUAGGAAUAAUGGAAUUGGAUUCAGGACGAAUUGACUUAAAAGCAGAAAAUUUAAAAGAUGUUGGAUAUAUGCCUCAAAAUUUAUGUUUGGAAAGCACAUUGACCAUAAAAGAAACAUUUGAAUAUUAUGGAACAAUUUAUAACAUGGAUAAAAAGAACAUCGAUACUAAAAUAGAUGAGCUCGAUACAUUUCUACAGUUACCGAAUUUGAAUAGUUUGAUUAAAGAUAUAAGUGGUGGCCAAAGUAGAAGAGUAUCUCUUGGUGUUUGCCUAUUGCAUAAUCCUAAGCUUAUUAUACUGGAUGAGCCUACAGUUGGAAUUGAUCCUUUAUUAAGACAAGAAAUUUGGAAUGGACUUACAACGAUGGUUGAAAAACAUCGGAAAACAAUCAUAAUAACUACUCAUUAUAUUGAAGAAGCCAACUUAGCUAAUUGCAUUGGUUUAAUGAGAAAUGGAGUGCUGGUAGAAGAAGGAUCUCCUCAAGAAAUUAUUUUUAAAUAUGAAGCAGAUUCGUUAGAAUCGGCUUUUUUAACGCUAUGCUCUCAUCAAGAUUCGAAUUUAGCACCAAAAAUUCUUCCUAAAGAUGUUAAAAAAACGCAUAACAUCGAAUCAAACAAUUUAUUUAAAAAUGGAAAAACCAUAGAUUCCAUAAGAAUUAAAGCUUUGCUGAAAAAGAAUGUUCAUGUAUUAUGUCGUGAUUACUGGUUAUUGUUUACCUUGAUGGUUCUUCCAUUCUUUCAAACAUGCAUUUUUUCUUCUGGCGUCGGUGUAAAUUUUAAAGGAAUGGAAAUAGCAAUACAAAAUGAUGAAAUUAGUUUAAAUGAUUGCAAACACAUUUCUAAUUUCAAUGGAUGUAUUUUUAAUAAUGAUACAACUCAAUUAAUGAGUUGUAUUGCUGUACAAUAUCUUACAUCACUCGAUUAUACACUGGUUGAAGUGAAAAAUCGUCAUGCUGGAGAAAUUUUUGUGGACAAUUACAAGUUUUUAGCAUUUAUACAUUUUCCAAAGAGCUUUACACAAGAAUUAACCAAAUUUAUUGACACUCCUAAUGAAUAUGAUACACAAGCGCUGUCUUAUAUGCACUUUGCCAAACAUAAUUUAUUGUUUAAAAAUCAAAUAAUUUUGGAUGUAACAAAUGCAAUGCGCUCUUUGAUAUACAACACUUUGAAUAGUUGCUCCAAUAAUCCAAAAGUAGCUGGUUUACCUAUGGAAUUCAAUGCAUUAUAUGGAAAAGAAGUGAAAGUUCACGUUCACAGUACAGCAGCAGUUUUUCUAGCAAUGGGAGCAUUUUAUUUUAGUAGUAUUUAUUCAGUGAGCACUAUGCUUUCAGAAAGAAUGGAUGGAAUCUUAAGUCGAUCGAUGUUUGCAGGCGUUACAAUAUUGGAAUUGCUUAUUUCAAUGUUUUGUAUUUCGAAUUUUUUAAUUUUGAUUCAUUCGGGUAUAGCUGUUAUUAUUGCAUACGUAUUUUUUUCGAAUCCCAUUCUCAUAUCCAGCGGUCUAUUAAUGUAUGCUAUGUUGAUAAUAAUUAUGUCAUGGAUAGGAUUUCUAUUUGGUUUACUUGCCGCUGGAAUAACCCCAACUAAAGCUGGUGGCGUUCAUAUUAUGAAUGGAUGGGCUCUAUCUCAGAUGUUAUUAUCGGGUGGAGUAUGGCCAAUUGAUGGACAGUUACCCUUAUUAAGAUCAGUAUCUGAGUUACUUCCUAUGAGGUUAGCCGGAAAGACAAUGAACGACAUAACAUUGAAAGGUUGGACGUUGGGUCAUCCAUCGGUCAUAAAGGGUACCUUGGCGACGUUUGGACAUGCCAUAUUAUUAAUAUUGGUUUUAAUUGUUCUAAGUAAAAUAAAAAAGAAUAUGUGGGUUAUACACAAAUAAGAGCUUUAGACUUCAGCAAAUAUUUGUCAUAUUUGUUCUUAAGGUAUUCAUUAUUUACUAUUACUUAAGUUACUUUCUAAUUCAUUUAUUAUUAGUAUUAGCUAAUAAUUAAUUCGUAAAAAGUUCCACAGUAUACUGAAUAAGAUGUUGGAAGACAAUAGUUGUGUGUGUGUGUGAUUUAAUCAGCUAUUAAAUCGACUCUUAAAUUGUGUUACUUUUGUUAUUUGUAUAUAUAAUUCAAGUAUAAUAAACGCAAACAUGUUUAAUUUUUUCAAA
Messenger RNA from Aphis gossypii (cotton aphid), 2508 nucleotides. RefSeq names its product ABC transporter G family member 23-like. The record is from RefSeq and is a predicted model, not a curated record. NCBI's taxonomy places the organism in Eukaryota, Metazoa, Arthropoda, Insecta, Hemiptera, Aphididae. Gene Ontology annotation, molecular function: ATP hydrolysis activity; ATP binding; ABC-type transporter activity. Bases 196 to 2232 code for a protein of 678 amino acids. The transcript is spliced from 15 exons. Gene Ontology annotation, cellular component: membrane.